Messenger RNA from Malania oleifera, 2804 nucleotides. RefSeq names its product scarecrow-like protein 14. Gene Ontology annotation, biological process: regulation of DNA-templated transcription. The transcript is spliced from 2 exons. Lineage: Eukaryota; Viridiplantae; Streptophyta; Magnoliopsida; Santalales; Ximeniaceae. Gene Ontology annotation, molecular function: sequence-specific DNA binding; DNA-binding transcription factor activity. The record is from RefSeq and is a predicted model, not a curated record. Gene Ontology annotation, cellular component: nucleus. The coding region runs from base 843 to 2804 and encodes 653 amino acids.
GACUCUAGGUGAGCACCGCCGUAAGAGCUCUUUGUGAGCAGCUGCUUGUAUAGGCUUCUCCCCCGGAAGGAGGAUCACAUAGUGGAUUUGGAAAAUCCUUGAGUUGGUCUCAAGGCGUGUGCGUAGGCUUAGUGUCGAACCACGUUAACAUCGCUACGUUAAGCUUCUCCUCUCUUUUCUCUCUUGUGUUGCUUAAUCAUUGCUAUCUGCUUUAUUUAUAUAAUAUGAUAUAAUACUCUUGUUUUUGCCAAAAAAUUUGUGUGAUUGUAGAAAAAGGUGCAUAUUAGUGAAAGACGUCUAUUCACCCCCCCUCUAGACACAUAUUCGGGCUAUGAAGUGGUAUGAGAGCACCAGUCGCUAGACAUUCAGAGUAACUUCCAAGCGCAAAGAUCAAAAUGGCAAAUAUGUUUUCCUAAGGUCAAUCUAUGGAUCAUCUUCCCAAGUUUUGCGGAAUUAACUACCCGGCAUCGAAAUAUCAGAUGUCAAUCUUCAUGCAAGCCUAUGACUAGAAAAUGUGGAAUGUCAUCACCAAAGGGGACUACGUUUUCAAGAAUGAGGAAGGCAAUUACAUACCGAUUAGGAAACUUCCCGAGGCUAAUGCAAAGCUAGCAUAACUAAAUUUCAAGAAUAAAAUUUCCUUUAUUGUGCUGUAAAUGAUGAAGAAUACAACCGAAUCUUUGGAUGCAACACGGCAAAGGACAUGUGGGAAAAGCUAGAGGUAACAUAUGAAGGAAAAACCCAGGUUCAAAAUGAAUGGUGGCAGAGCCUACGCCGGCUGACCAUUGCCCUGUUUUUUUCACGAACAGACUCACUUUCAGUGACUACUGUUUGAUACCAACUUCAUGGGUUUGUCUUCCCUUCCACCGGAGCAAGCCCCGGAGUAUUUGGCUCCGACGUCGACUGCGAAUCCGGAUGUAGAUUCCGCCGUCGACGAUGGCUUUUCUGAUUCAGUUUUCCAAUACAUAGAGCAAAUGCUUAUGGAAGACAACCUGGACGAGGAGGGGAGCUUGUUGCUCGACCCUGCGGCUCGCCGAGCUGUCGAGAAACCGUUGUACGAAGCUAUGGGUAAGAAGUAUCCUCCCUCCCCUGCCCACCCACGAAGUCCCGGCUGUCCUAAUAAUAUUUCCCCGGAUUGUAAUGGUACAACUAGCAAUUGUUCUGUUUCUCCGUCCAACACUUCAGAAAUGAAAGGCGGGCUCAGUGGGACUUUCGAAAUGCAUCCGCCUUUUUUAAGUACACUUAAUUUUUGGACUACUAUUAGCGGGGACGAGUACAAAUUGCAGUUUCAAAGAGGCCAAGAGGAAGCUAGCAAGUUCCUUCCUCGUGGAAAUCUUCUACUUGUUAAUUUGGAAAACUCUAACACCAAGUUAACUCCAAAGUCGUCCAAGGACGAAGACAGUCCUGAUGCAAAGGAGGAUGACAGGGAGUAUUCGCCUGUUGUCGUGAGGGGAAAGAAGAAUCAUCAAAGGGAGGAUACGGAUGAAGAAGAAGGGAGGAGAAGAAAGCAAUUGGUGGUUUCGGGCGAAGAGGACGAGUUAUCAGAGAUGCUUGACAAUGUUUUUCUCUUUCCAGACAGUAGUGCAAGCGAGUCGUUGCCAGUGCAGAAUGUGGAAGCAUGUGGUUUUAACCCUGGGAAGGGGGCAAAGAGAACAGGAAAUGAAGAGUUAGUUGAUUUAAGGGCUUAUCUUGUUAUGUGUGCACAGGAUAUCGCUGCUGAAGAUUGGAGAACUGCAAAUCAACGAUUGAAGCAGAUUCGGCAGCACUCUUCUCCCUUCGGAGAUGGGUUUCAAAGGUGUGCCCACUAUUUUGCCAACGCCCUCGAAGCACGCUUGGCGGGCACUGGUAAUCAAAUUUUUGCUGCUUUGGUAUCUAAGGUACCAUCAGCUGCGGCCAUGCUGAAAGCUUACCGGUCUAUUGUUUCAGUCUGUCCACUUAGAAAGAUCUCUUUUUAUUUUGCCAAUCACCACAUUAUGAAUUUAGCCAAAAAGGCUAGGGUGAUUCAUAUUAUAGAUUAUGGUAUCCAUUAUGGGUUCCAAUGGCCCAUGAUUAUCCAAGAUCUCUCAACCAUGGUUAGUGGGCCUCCCAUGCUUCGUGUUACGGGUAUAGAGUUUCCCACACAAGGUUUUUGCUCAGGAAGAAUAGUUGAGGACACUGGCCGCCGUCUAGCAACUUACUGUAAGCGAUUUAAUGUCCCAUUUGAGUAUAAUUCUAUAGCAAAGAAAUGGGAAACUAUCGAAGUUAAUGACCUCAUGAUUGACAAAAAUGAGGUCAUCAUUGUUAACUGCCUGUUCCGACUGGAGUAUGUAUUUGACGAGACUAUUACAUUAAAUAGUCCGAGGAAUGUUAUUCUAAACUUAAUCCGAAAGAUAAACCCAAAUAUAUUCAUUCAUGGUAUUUGUAAUGGAAAUUAUAAUAUCCCUUUCUUUGUUACGAGGUUUCGAGAGACACUCUUCUACUACUUGACAGUGUUUGACACGAUGGAAACGAAUUUACCUCGUGAAAGUCAAGACAGAUUGAUAUUUGAAAGAGAGUUUUAUGGGAUGGUAAUUAUGAAUAUCAUAGCAUGUGAGGGUUCAAUGAGGUUUUGCAGACCCCAAACAUACAAGCAAUGGAAGGUUCAAAUUAUGAAAGCUGGGUUUAGGCAGCUCCGACUAGACACAAAACUUAUGAAUACAUUGAGGGCAAAGGUAAAAUCUAACUACCACAAAGAUUUCUUGAUUGAUAAAGAUGACCAAUGGGUGCUACAAGGAUGGAAAGGACGAGUUUUGAAUGCUCUCUCUUGUUGGGUUUCAAAUGAUUCUUGA